CGCGGGUCUGAGCGUCCCCGAGUCUGCGCGGCCCCGGCCCGGGCCAGCAGGGACGGGGUCCCAGGGCGGCGCCCGCGUGCACCUGCAGGAAGGGGGACGCGGGGUCUCCCGGCCGCCAACGCCCGGCCUCGCCCUAGGCAAGACCACGCUGAUCAAGGCGCUGACGGGCGACGCGGCCAUGCAGCCGCGGGACCAGCUGUUCGCCACGCUGGACGUCACGGCCCACGCGGGCUGGCUGCCCUCGCGGCUGGCCGUGCUGUACGUGGACACCAUCGGCUUCCUGUCCGAGCUGCCGCACGGCCUCAUCGAGUCCUUCUCCGCCACCCUGGAGGACGUGGCCCACUCGGACCUGAUCGUGCACGUGAGGGACGUCAGCCACCCCGAGGCCGAGCGCCAGAAGGCCAGCGUGCUGGCGGCUCUGCGCGGGCUGCGUCUGCCGGACGUGCUGCUGGACACCAUGGUGGAGGUGCACAACAAGGUGGACCUGGUGCCCGGGUACAGCCCCGCUGAGCCCAGCGCCGUGGCCGUGUCUGCCCUCCUGGGCCUCGGGCUGGAGCAGCUCAAAGCUGAGCUGGAAGACGCUGUUUUGAGAGCAACCGGGAGACGGGUGCUCACUCUGCGCGUGCGGCUGGCAGGGGACCAGCUCAGCUGGCUGCACCGGGAGGCCGCGGUACAAGCGGUGGACGUCGUCCCCGAGGACGGGGCGGCCGACGUCAAGGUCCUCAUCAGCAACGCCGCCUACGGCAAGUUCCGGAAGCUCUUCCCAGGAUGAAAGGACGGUCGCCGGGACGCCGGAGCCGCAUCUUUGCAGUGUCACUCGCGCGGCCGCCUCUUCUGUCUCGCUCCUCGGCGUUUCCAUGGCAGCG
Molecule: messenger RNA, 866 nt
Organism: Microcebus murinus (gray mouse lemur)
Lineage: Eukaryota; Metazoa; Chordata; Mammalia; Primates; Cheirogaleidae
Source: RefSeq, a predicted model, not a curated record